UCAUCUUCUUCUUCUCUGUUUCUGCAUCUCCUUCAUCGCUCCGUUAAUGGCGCCUCAGAUCUAUCCCUCCCAUAUAUAACAAACUCCUUCUCAAACACGUCUCCCAAUUUUCCAUUCUCCUCUCUCUCGCUCUCUCUCAACAGCAGAAAUGUAUAAGCGAGUGUACUUGUCGUUUCCAGAAGAAGUCCUCGAGCACGUCUUCUCGUUCAUACAUCUGGACAAGGACAGAAACUCUGUAUCUCUCGUGUGCAAGUCGUGGUACGAGAUCGAGCGGUGGUGCAGGAGGAAAGUCUUCAUCGGGAACUGCUACGCCGUGAGCCCCGCGACGGUUAUAAGCCGGUUCCCGAAGCUGAGAUCCGUGGAGCUCAAGGGGAAACCGCACUUCGCAGAUUUCAAUCUGGUUCCCGAAGGGUGGGGCGGUUACGUGUAUCCGUGGAUAGAGGCGAUGUCGAGGUCGUACACGUGGCUGGAGGAGAUAAGGCUGAAGAGGAUGGUGGUGAGCGACGAGUGCUUGGAGCUCAUUGCUAAGUCGUUUAAGAAUUUCAAGGUUCUGGUGCUUUCUUCCUGCGAAGGCUUCUCCACCGAUGGUCUCGCUGCUAUCGCCGCCACUUGCAGGAAUCUGAAAGAGCUUGAUUUGCGUGAGAGUGAUGUUGACGAUGUUAGUGGCCACUGGCUUAGUCAUUUCCCUGAUUCAUACACUUCUUUGGUUUCACUCAAUAUCUCUUGCUUAUCCUCUGAGGUCAGUUUCUCUGCUCUGGAGAGGCUGGUGAGUCGGUGUCCGAAUCUCAAGUCCCUCAAGCUUAACCGAGCUGUUCCUCUUGAGAAACUGGCUACUCUACUUCAAAGAGCGCCUCAGCUUGAGGAAUUUGGUACGGGUGGCUACACUGCUGACGUGCGUCCAGAUGUCUUCUCUGAUUUGUCUGUAGCUUUCUCUGCCUGCAAGAAUUUGAAGUCCUUGUCUGGGUUUUGGGAUGCUGCUCCUGCCUAUCUCCCUGCUGUUUAUUCCGUUUGCACUCGGGUUACUACUUUGAACCUCAGUUAUGCGACUGUCCAGAGCUAUGAUCUUGUCAAGCUUCUUAGCCAAUGUCCUAAACUGCAGCGCCUCUGGGUGUUGGACUACAUCGAGGACGCUGGUCUUGAGGUGCUUGCUUCCACCUGCAAGGACCUUCGCGAGCUGAGAGUGUUUCCCUCUGACCCUUUUGUCAUGGAGGCAAACGUUGCAUUGACGGAACAAGGGCUUGUCUCGGUCUCCUUAGGCUGUCCAAAGCUCGAGUCCGUUCUCUACUUCUGCCGUCAAAUGACCAAUGAUGCGUUGGUUACCAUUGCUAGGAACCGUCCCAACAUGACUCGCUUCCGUUUGUGCAUCAUUGAGCCGAAAGCCCCUGACCAUAUGACUCUAGAGCCACUGGAUGUUGGAUUUGGAGCCAUUGUAGAGCACUGCAAAGACCUCCGGCGGCUCUCCCUAUCAGGGCUCUUGACCGACAAGGUUUUUGAAUACAUUGGGACAUAUGCAAAGAAGAUGGAGAUGCUGUCGGUGGCAUUUGCAGGAGAGAGCGACUUGGGGAUGCAUCAUGUUUUGUCAGGGUGCGAUAGUUUGAGGAAGCUAGAGAUAAGGGACUGCCCGUUUGGAGACAAGGCGCUGUUGGCCAAUGCUUCGAAGCUGGAGACAAUGCGAUCCCUUUGGAUGUCUUCUUGUUCGGUGAGUUUUGGAGCCUGCAAGUUAUUAGGACAGAAGAUGCCAAAGCUCAAUGUGGAAGUCAUCGAUGAAAGGGGUCCACCGGACUCGAGACCGGAGAGCUGCCCUGUUGAGAGAGUGUUCAUAUACCGAACAGUGGCGGGUCCUCGGUUUGACAUGCCCGGCUUCGUCUGGAACAUGGACCAACAACACUCGACCAUGAGGUUUGCCAGGGAAAUGAUCUCUACUACUACUAACGAGUUUUAAAAACAGUAAAAUAAACGAGGUACAGUUUUUCAUCAAAUCCUUGUUCAUCAGCUCCCAUAUUAAUCGUUCCAGUUUAGGAACACGAGAGAGAGAGAGAGGGAGCUCUCCAUUAAUUUAGGCUUCAUAUAACUAUCAAGCUAAUGAGCAAUGAAAUAAUUGAAGAGAGAAGAGAGAAGAGAGAGGAGAGGGGGAGACAGAGAGAGAAAGAGAUCCGAGAGACCUUUGUUUUUUCCCCAUCCUAUUGUUGUAUGUUUGUUUGUCUACUUACUGAGAGAUCCUGGUGGGGUAUUAGUUCUUCUUGUUCAGAGGCUGAUAAGAGAUUUUUUUAAGAGACAAAUGUCGAAAUGUAACUGUAGUACUGUACUACUUGUUUGGACUCUAUUCUUUUUUAAAUCCUUUUGAAUAUGUUUUUUAUUUA
This is a messenger RNA of Raphanus sativus (radish), 2360 nucleotides long. RefSeq names its product protein TRANSPORT INHIBITOR RESPONSE 1. NCBI's taxonomy places the organism in Eukaryota, Viridiplantae, Streptophyta, Magnoliopsida, Brassicales, Brassicaceae. The record is from RefSeq and is a predicted model, not a curated record. Gene Ontology annotation, biological process: SCF-dependent proteasomal ubiquitin-dependent protein catabolic process. Bases 149 to 1942 code for a protein of 597 amino acids. Gene Ontology annotation, cellular component: SCF ubiquitin ligase complex. Gene Ontology annotation, molecular function: protein binding. The transcript has 3 exons.